This is a messenger RNA of Biomphalaria glabrata, 15212 nucleotides long. RefSeq names its product probable E3 ubiquitin-protein ligase HECTD4. NCBI's taxonomy places the organism in Eukaryota, Metazoa, Mollusca, Gastropoda, Planorbidae. The transcript is spliced from 67 exons. Bases 183 to 13466 code for a protein of 4427 amino acids. Gene Ontology annotation, molecular function: ubiquitin-protein transferase activity. The record is from RefSeq and is a predicted model, not a curated record.
UUCCAGCUCUAAAAAUAAAUGUUUGCACUGGAACUGGAAGGGGAUUUAGAUUCUAUUUGUUGACCACAAAUAAACUAGAUCUAUCAUUGCAAUGACUUCAGUCGCAGAAGUAAACAAGUACACAUAAUGUGAAAUACGAUAUGCAAUGAUGCAGUUAGAGUUUAUUUAAUCAAUGAUUCGGUAUGGCAACUUCUAGCCCUGAAAGUUCUCAGUGGCUUUCUGUUACUGAGGAAACGUUAUUUUUGCAUGAUGGAUUAUUACGAGUUACUGAUUUAGUGGAACUGCCCAAGAAUGUCGAGAACUGUGGCUCACGAGAUAACGAAGUUGUCGCUUUUGAUUCCAAAGAUCCAGAGGAGUUAAGUGCCAAGCUUUUAGAGAUAUGUGGUACAAGAAACAAUGCAUUCAAUACUCUGCUGGAAUACAGACUGAAUGCUCUGAAGGGUCUAUGGAAAGCACAAAAACUGUCUCAAGAGGAACAAGUUGAUAGAGAAGCGUCCUCUCAAGAUGAAGCCAUAGCUCUGCUGAAAAAGCAGGGGCUGCUUAAAGAUACAGAACAGGCAUCUUUUUCUACCAGAAUUAGUCUACUACUCAUCUUACCACUGCUGCAGUCACAAAGCAAAACAGACCCAGAGCUGUGUGGUGUUACAUCAGGAGUGAUUCUCACAUGCCUGCGCUACUGUCCACCAUUAAGCUUAGCCAAAGAACCCAGUGAUUGCUUGAAUGGACUAGAGAGCCUGUUGUGUGAAUGGUUAGAGGAACAGUCAAAAACUGGCACAGUUGAUAAAAAGCAUCAAGAAAAUGCAGCUUCAGCUUUGGUUGCUCUAGCCUGUGCUCGUGGACACGUAAAAACAUUCAUCCACACAGUACAUUUGCUACAGCAGCUGUCAGACAUUCCUCCCUUGCCAGUCGCUGAGAUACUUUCAUCUUUACUGGAUUCCGAGGGAGGUCAAGGACAGAUCUCUUGCUUCCUUGGCUCUAAGUACAUCCUGAGCUGGGGUUUGGAUGAUCUGCUGGGUCCAAACAAUGCAGACACUGUUACAUCAGAAUCAAAAGAAACCAAUGAGAAGGAUAAAGAAAAAGAUCAAGAUCUUGGACGAAGUAUCACAACAGACGGAUUCUUUAUUUACACAACUAAUAAUUUUGGAAAAGGAAUAGCUAAAAUUGGAACUGGUUUACAGGGAACUUUAAGGGGCUAUGUGUAUAACAAGAAUCCUGAACAUGGUCCGGGAAGGUUAGCUUAUGGCUCAGAGCUUCUGAUGUUUCGGCCACAAAAAUUUGAUACAGAUUCAGAAAAUGAAUUCUUUCUUCAGCUGAUUGACAAAGAAACACUUGAAGUUUUAAUGGUUCUCUACAAGCCUUCCAUGUUUGUCCAGCCUGGUCCAUGUACUACAGUUGGAUUCUGUAGUGAUGGUGUGUACUUCUACUGGCUGUGGUGUCCUUCGCUUGUCCAGGAUAAGACCUCCAAAGGUGUCAGUGUUAACAUCUGUGCCUUUAAUGUGGAGAGAGAUCUGGAAGUGAGACCACUAAGACCUGUUAUAACUCUGCAGAAAAAAGAAGAAGCAGUUAGUCGCAAUGUGAAUGAAGCAAUCCUGAACAGGCUGCGUCCCUUGCGUGGUUCCAACAGUGCAGCCACAUUGAUGGCCUUAACUGGAGGAGAGGCUUUAAUGCCCUCAAGGAAAGAAGAUACACCCAGUGCUGGCAGCACAAGUUGUGGCGUUCAGCUGAAGACUUUGGUGAAAACACCCCUCUACUGCGAUGGCAACCAUGUGGUGAUGCUAACUCUUCCUCCUGGUGUUGCACCUGGUGGUGCCGGCAGAUCACUCUUUGGUGGCGGAGGUCCUAUCUCCAGUAUGAGGACUUUAGCCAGCAAUCUGUGUUUCAAUGUCAGGACAGGCUUUUUUAGUGCUAGGAUGGAUUUGAUGGAGGCCACAUCCAGCUCUGUUGGUCGAGGCACAGCUCUGACAAACAUAGGAGCCUGCUUUGAUAUAGUGAACAAUAUGCUGUGGAUGUCAAGUGGUGAAUAUGUUGAUCAGUUCUACAAUCCAGGCAACCUCCCGCCCCAUCACAUCUACUCCCGGCUCGGCAUCUCCAACACUUCUUUGUCCCUUGGUAUUGAUGACAAUGGACUGAUGCCAGUCAACGCUGUGAUCAACACACUCUUACACAAUGUGGGCAGUAUGUGCCUUCACCAGAUGACUGGAGAUGCCUCCUUCAGGCACUGUCAGGGUCUGGGGGCCCAGGCAUCACAAACAGAGUCCAUGAUUGACAUAUGCCACCUGACAAGAGUGACAGAGAUCCUGGACAGGGCUGUUGCAGAUCACGAUGACCAGGCUGUCAUUUGCUGUCUGGUUGUUUUGCAGCUGAUCUUUAAGACCAGUGCAGCUCCACAAAAGAAACUAGUUACUGAGGAGAUGAAAAGUACAAGAACUUUGAUAUGGAAGCUCUUGACAAUACCCUGGCAGCAUAGUGGAGAUUUGAAUCUGAGUAAAUCUAUUAAGUUAGAGGCUUGUCAUGUGAUUACAGUAGGGCUGAGAGCUUUGUACCCUACAUCUGAAGACAGGCAUGUUCUAAUGUACCAGUUGCUGACAUCAGGGGAAGACAAUCCAUCACUGGUACAGUUGAGGAACAUGAUUCUGACAGAAUUCGCCAAUCAACUUAGCGCUCAACAACCAGCUGCCAAGGAUAAAGAUGUUUUGCAGCUAGAUGACUUGGUUCUGUACAUACUGAAGCUGGCUGUGAAGGAAUCCUGUACACUGCUGACUGCUGCCAGAAAGUGUUCAAGAUUAGAAUUUAACAGAAUGAUCUCUAACAUGCCACUUUCCUCCCCUGCUGUGCAAUAUUUGGCUGCUUUGCGGUCAUACUACCUGCGUUGUGCUGUGUUACAUGAUUCAACCCAAGACAAUCUAAACAGUGAUAACUUAACACUUGAAGAACUACAAGGCAGAAUUUUAAGUCUUUCCUCCAAAUUGAUCAACGGAGCCUGUGAGGUUCUGGAGAGCUACUUGGAAACUUGCAGCAGUGUGCUGGGCAUGUGCACUGGGACAAGUGAAGAUGUUGAAGGCUGGCUGGCUGGGCUGGAGAGACUGGCCAAGAGCACCAUACUCGGCUCGCUCAUGCCUGUGUUGAUCACCACCCUCACUCACCAAAACCUGCAGUGCUUGAAUGUGGCAGAUGCUCUGAUGCCCUCCCUGGUCACUCUCAGUUUACUUGCCAGUCAGGCUGCAUUAAUAAUGAAAAGUCAAGAGUUGGCCGUGAACACAUCCAUGACAUCAACAACAGAUGUAGACCUGGGUACAGACAAGGAGAUGGCUGAAUUCAUUGGUGAAGCUUUGAACACAGACCAUUAUGAGCUCAACGUGGAAGAGGAGGAAGGUUUCCUGACAGGCUUGAAGAUACCUACCCCAUGGGCCUCUGGGAAAACGGUGGAAACCAUUCACCCAGUUCGAGACAACUACAAGUUCAAGGAAACAGUUCAUAUACCUGGUGCCAGAUGUUUGUACCUGAGAUUUGAUGCCAGGUGCUCAUCACAGUAUGAUUAUGACAAGGUUGUUGUCUAUGCUGGGCCUGGCAUCAAUGGCAAGAAGGUGGUAGAGUAUGGAGGCAACUCAUUUGGUUAUGGAAGUCGCAGUGUUUUAGGCAGUGGAUGGCCUAAAGAUCUAGUCAAGGUUGAGGGGGACACUGUGACCUUGACCUUUGAGAUGAGAAGUGGGAGGGAGCACAACACACCUGACAAGGCCAUGUGGGGUUUUGCUUGCACCAUCAGAGCCCAGGAGUCUGCUGAGGAAGUAACCCCAGGCUUACCUUUCCUCUCUGAUCUGGCCUUGGGACUGUCAGUGCUGGUAUGUACACAACUGGCUUUGUUGUACCAUGGCUCACCUCCAUCACAGGAUGAAAUAGACUGCCAGCACUUGCUCAGGUCAAAGAUACUUCAGAGGUGUAUCUGGAAAACAGAAAGAUGUCUUGAGGCUGGGGACAGAGUGGUGGACCUUGGGACUGGGGGACUUCCAAGCCCUCCACCUGCUGCCAAGAAGCUGCAGUCUGAUGAUGCUGACCUCUCAGGGGCAUUGGUUAGUGCCAAACUGCCUCGCAUUAAACUAUCAACUGAUAUUAUGGAAAGAUUAAGGCAUUUAGUGAAGCGGCAGCCUCUGAGGCUUCGCGCCUCUAUCAAGUCUGCCAUUUCUCUGGACAUUCUUGAGGAGAGCACAAUAUCUGCAGUGGCCAAACACCUUGGACUGACAGACUCAUUGCGGGACCUAAGGUCUGUGGUGGAGAAACAAGGGGAUGAGUUGGCUGCCCUCUUGGUCAUCUUGGAAGAGACGUACCGAAGGUUUGAUGUACUUAUAAGACAACUUCAGUUAAUGGGAGAGCUAGAAAAACGCUGGGAAACUGAAGUAGAAGACAGAUCUCUGGAAGUGACCCAGAGACCUGGUGGUAGUGAAGAAAUGUCAUCUGCAUCCUCAUCCCAUGAGCCUCCAUUCUUCUAUGACUAUCACUUACAUGAGAUUCGCUACAAAGAGUUGACUAUACUGUCUUUUAUCAAGGAGGUUCCUUUUGAACCAGCAGAUCUAGAAACAACUGUCAAACAGUUAAUGGAAAAGUUUGAUGCUGAAGUUGAAGCUCUCAAGUCCAGCGGCAGAGGAAAGAGUGGUGAAGGUUUGACCAAGACCAAACAAGUCAUGGCGGGCAUUUUGUCCAGGCUGGAGCUCCUCCUUCAUGUCAACAGUGUUCCCAUGGAAACGCAGCCAGCACUGUCUCAUACAGUGUCACACACUCAAGGAUUUAAAGAAGACCUUAUGGUCAGGUCUGAUACAGAUGUGUUACGACCUUAUCCUGGCUUCAGUCGAAGCAUGUCAGCCCCUGUCUGCAUUGACCCUUAUGACUCUUCAACAUUCAAGCAGGGAAGGUGGAAACAUGGAGAUAAAGGAGGUUACGUUGGCUCCAUUCUACAAGAUCUUGUUGAUGAUGGGGAUGAAGACAAACCUCCACAUGUUAUAGUCAUUGACCAGCUGUUUGCAUUCAUUGGAAAUGAUCCCGAGAAGGCAGUUUCUUGUGUUCAGUUUCUCAAAGCAGCAGAAGAACGUCGUAAGCGUGGAGCCAGUAGAAAAACUGCACUGAACCAUAUCAAAGAAUUACUGGCAGCAGCGUCUAAUGUUGGCGGAGCCACUCAUUUAGUUGCUGCUGUAGCAUCUGUUCUUCGACAUGGACCCAAAGUGGAUGAUCUGAUGUGUGGAGGAAUGCUUCAUGAGGUGAGAGAAGCUUUUGCUGAAGCUAUGAGCUCUGUGGUACAGUUGGCUGCUCAACAUCCAAUAGCUAGUGCCAGCAGUAUUGGUCUUCUGUGUACCAUCCCAUACACCAGAGCUGAAGAGAAAUGUCUGGUGAGGUCACACCUGGUCCACCUGCUGGACAAAUUGUGCAGUCUGGGUAACCACAGAGCAGACGGCCUUGGUGCUGAAGCCCAAACCCCUAGGCAGAAAGUCUCAGCAUUGGCCUGGGCUGGGUUCCAGGUGCUGGCAUCUAGGUGUGUCAAAUGGGAAAAUGAAGAUGGUUCACAAGUAGAUGAGUUGGAACACUCAGGUUUGGCCAAACAGGUGUCUACCUUGCUAACUCACCAUCUGGCCAGGGCUACUGAAGGCAUUGGGAAUGCUAUGGCUGGAACCGAAGCACUCCAAGAAGUACUCAGUCUCCUCAACAACUUGUCCAGGAGUAAGAUGGGCAAAGCCAUUCUGAGUCAACCUGCGUGUGUGUCCAAACUUUUAUCAUUGUUACUUGACCAAAGACCAUCACCAAAGCUGGUCCUCAUCAUCCUUCAAUUGUGUAGAGUUUCUCUCCCCUUGAUGAACUGUGUGGACUGUGAGGAGGUAGAACUCCCCGCCUGGGGUCAGCAACUCUAUUCUAGUCAUUGGAGCACAGCCAAACCUGUCUCGGACCCACCAGCUAAGAUUAUCUGUCUGCUCUUGGCCAAACUUGGGGACUUCCUGGUGCCAGGAGAUCAAGUCCUGCUGUCAAGCCGGUCCCCAUCCCAGGAUUCCUCUGUGCCUGGCAGAUCAACCAAAGGCAAUGACCCAGACAAGCCUGAAGACAGUGAUGUCCAGCGAGGAAAGCUCUCUGUAUUUGUCCACAAGAGAGAAGACCAGAUGUCACAUGAUAUCAUUCAACCUUUGCUCAGUUGUGAAAACAGACCAUUCAGACUAGUGAGUAACACCAAUGUAGACAAAGUGGUCAGGCUGGAUAGAGAACUAGCCAAGAAUGGCAAGGUUGAGCUUACCACUGAAGAGGCUGUGAGUGCCUUCAAGAAAGCCUACAAGUGGGCUCAGAUGGGGCUUGUCAUAUCCACUGCUCCGCCCACUGACACCAGCAUAUCAGAAAACAAUAACGGAGUGGACAAAAAGAAGACAGUGUCAGAAGUCAUUUGCAAAGACAAGAACUCAGAACUGGCCAGAACUGAUCCUGUGAGGGCAUUCAUCAGUGGUCAUGUAGCCAAUGCCAUGGCAGCUGAGGUCAUCGCACUCUUACACAACCUGCUAUCAUCCCAGACUAGUUCAACUACCAACACUUGGUCACAGGCAGUUCAAAGGGUUCUGGCCAACGCCCUAUCUGGCCUACCAGUUCUCCUCGGAUGUCUAGAUGGCUUGUCAUCUCCCAGGUCUCCUCGCAGCCAGUCCAACAACCAGCUCAUGUCACUGGCCAAGCAGGCCAACGCCGCGCUCUGCGCUAUUGGGGGCUUUCAGGAAACAUUGAAGCCAGGAUGUGAGGUCAAGAUUACUGGUGAAUGUAUUAGAGCAUCCUAUGGAACAGUGGUCAGUGUGUCUGAACAGAAUGAUGUGGUCACUGUCCAGCUGUCCAAUGAUGGCAACAACAAUGAUGGCAGUGCUCACACAGCUACCUAUAGUGACACUGUCAAGGUACCCCUCGCCAGAGUCCAGCCAGUCAGAAAUGAGGUGUUUAACAAGUACCAACGAGAAAUCAGUGACGCUGUGCUUGCAGCAGUUCAGGCUGUCAUCCUUCCAGCAGAUGAGGCCACAUCUCCCCUGACUCACUCACUUCACUCUGCAGGGGAUGGCAACACUAUGGCCAACCAGAUAUGUCGAGUGGUGGCUGAGAUUCGGACCCGCACCUCCAUGGUACUGGCCCAGUAUUUGCAGGAUGUUGAGUUUGCCAAGAAGUUCAUUGAGCAUUGCGGUUACUCCAUUGACAUGUUGAAAUCUCUGGCCAAAGAUUGCCAAGCAGGAAACAGACUACCAGUCGUAGAAGCUCACUGUCAAAGGUUGCGGAUGCUCUACCGAGACUGUGCUAAGCCACCACCCCCACCAUGUCGUGCUGACAUCAGACCAUCCAAAGAAAUGAUAUGGGAUGUCGCCAGACCAUUCCCUCCAACCAGAGCUUGUUUAUUCUCUCACGGCAUGACUGCCAUCAUGUUUCUGGGAGACCCAAGUGCAGGGGUCGGUCUGCCCAGAGGCACAAUGGUGUAUGCCAAUCAGCCCAUUCCUAAGGAGGCUCCUUCAUUCUACUGGGAGCUGGAGAUUUCUUCCUUCGGAGACUCCCAUGAUGAGAGCAGUGCUGUCAUCUCCUUUGGAUUCGCUCCUCCUGCGGAGAAGAAAGAUGCUGCAUGGACCAACCCUGUGGGAACUUGUCUGUUCCUCAACACUGGGAAAGCUGUCCACUACAAUGGGGCCAGUCUACUGCAGUGGCGAAGUGUGAGGCUGGAGGUCAGUCUCAUUGCUGGCGAUGUGGCUGGAAUUGGCUGGGAGAGAACUGGAGACACACAGGACACUACCCAGACACCAAGAGGUCAAGUUUAUUUUACCUACAAUGGCCAAAGACUCAAUGCUACACUGGACAAUGUAUCAGGAGCCAUGUACCCAGUUGUCCACAUACAAAAAAAGAACUGUCGCAUGAAAGCCAACUUUGGAGCUCGUCCAUUUGCCUAUGCUGAAGGUCAGCAACACAGGGAGGCUGCAGAAGCAGCCAAUGAUGUUCUCAGAGACAUCAGGGAGUCGUUUGGUCACCUCCCCUUUCACACUGCAUCCGACAGCGAGAGUGACAGCACGGAACCCCCUGUCACAUCCUCCCAGGAAUCUUCUAGAGACAGCCGUACACCACCUAGAGCGCCCUGCAAAGUGGCUGAACCUCCACCCACACAGAAAGAGUAUCAAAUUGAUGCCAGUCUCAACUACAAGCUGCUGCCUUGCUAUGACAACUUUGUUAUCACUGGACCCGACACCAUGUUUGUUCGUCCCAAUGAGGAGGACUCUGAGGAGGAAACUGUCAUUGAGGAGUCAUCCUCUGAGGAUCAUUAUGCCCUUCUGGUAAAGGCAUGGGAGCAGAAAGUGUUCCCUGUCAUCAGACGGAGGUUUAGGAAUGAGGCUGAAAGAAAAGAUGGACUGGAACAGAUUCGAGGAGCUCUUCAACUUGGGAUGACUGACAUAGCCAGACAGACAGUUGAGUUUCUCUAUGAGGAGAAUGGUGGAAUACCCAGAGACCUUCAGUUACCCACCAUUGAAGACAUCAAAGAAGAUCUGGCCAAGUUUACCAUUGACCGGGUCAAAAAGGGCACAACCGUGAUCAUACGGACCCCCAGUGGCCUCAGUGCCCAUGCUACAACACAGUUGCCCAAGUUUGCAGUCAGAAGCAUGCUCAAGACAUUUGGCUUGACGGGGACAGUGUUAGAUGUAGACACAGCCAAUGAGUUGGUUCAAGUUGAGACCUACUUAAGGAGUGAAGGGGUGCUGGUCAGGUUCUGGUAUCCACUGCAAAUGUUGGAAAAGCCAGCUCAGGGGAUGAGGAAAGCUUCCAUCACAGGAGGUCAGACCAUGGACACAUCCAACAUAUUCAUACAUAGAGAACUCCUGGGAAGUGAGGCGGCACUGACCAGAAUGUACAUUCGUACAGCUUUCCUUCAACUGACUGACCACUGCAACUCUCCGGCCAUGGAGUUAACCUCAUUCUCCGCCAGUCUAGGGUCAGGCAUGGCUGCAUGUGCUGCCACCUUGCAGGAGCUGGACUUGGAGAACAUUCAGUUAUUGUCAGAGCAUCUCUUGGCCCCACCAUUUACCACAGGGACAUUGGAAGCCACAUCACCUUUCCAGGUGUCUCUUCUGUCUCAACUGUCUCUCACCCCUCUGGUCUCCCUGACCAGCCUGGUCUACCGCAACAGUCUCAGGCUCAAGAGGGAGCUAGCGGUGGCCAUAGCCAGGGCCUCCAACCAAGGAGAAGACUAUCUCAUUGAGCUGACCAAUCAGCUCUGUAUGUGUCUACAGACUGCACCAGAGAUGUUCCAUUUUGUGCAGUACACUGUGAAUGAAUCUAAGAUCAGUACAGAUGUCCAUUUCCCAGGGGCUGCCUGCGUUCUGGUUUCCUGUAGUAAAACUCCUGACUCUGGCAAUAAAGAAACUCCACCUUAUAGAGCACCAUGGGCCAGGAUCAGCACUUACACUGGGAAAAGAAUCAGAAAAUGUGGCCAGGUGACCAGACAGGAAGUUGUCUGCUAUCCUCGAGAUGUCCAUGCCCAGGCCAAUACAAAUGACCAGUAUGCCCCUGUCUUCAUUCCCGGAGACUUGGUUUAUGUCAAGAUAGGCGUGUCACCUCCCCCAGGUGCUGUAAUCACCUUACACGGGCUCCCGCCCCAAUUUCUGCUUGCUGUGGCUUAUAUGGAGACUCUUGUCACCGAGACUUUUGGUUGUGGUGCCCAGGCUUGUGGGGCUCGAGGGGAGAAAACAGGUGGUCAGAAGGAGAGUGCAACCAAACCCCAACCCAGCUUGUCCAGCGGUUCCUUUGCCUCGUCAUCUUCUAUGGCUUUGGAGCUCCCCGAUACCAACCCUAGUUUGUGGAGUCUGGACAACAUCAAUAUUACACCUCCUGUCUUUCUGCACAUGAUUGAGUUUCUUUGUGGUUUUCUUUGGAAGACAGAUGUCCCAGCUUUGUUGAAGGAAUUUAUGUUUCACCUCCUUGCACAGACUUUGAGAAUUCUCCACUUUAGCGAGGGCUGCGAUGGUAGUCGGUUAACUAAACUCAGCAUGAAGCUUAGCCCCACGCAGGGCAUGCUCAAUUAUUUGCCCAGAGAGCUGAAAAAACUGUAUGACCUUGAGAUCAAGAAUCUCCCAGAAAUGACCACCACCGCUGGUCAGGGAGUCGGUCUGGGUGUCUCGGACACAGGAAGGUGGUCCACAUAUUUGCAUGCAUUAAUGGAAGUCUGUUUGGCCAUCUCAGAAGUGAUCCCUUGUGAGGUGUCUCAGGGCAAGCAGUCCACUGAAGUGACUGUAGAGGAAAGUGCUGCAGGGAGUAGCUCAGUGGCAUCCAGCAGCACUAGCAAGAAAAAGAAACUUAAGUUCAAAAAAGAGAGAAUAGUUACAUCUAUUCACAGGGCCAAUGUGGAGCCCCGAAGUGGGUCUGAAACUACAGAGAAUGUAGACGGUUCACUCAGCUCAAGCAAUGUACAUCUGUCUCAGUCCCUUGAUGCCCAGCCCACUUCCCCUAGUGGACAGCUCUCUGUUGUAUCCCCUCCCAUAAAGGCAUCUAGCAACUCCAGCAUUUGCAGUAUGUUUCCCACUUUGUCAACUUCCUCCAUUAAAGUGGAUGAUAUGGCCUGGUUUCCUGUGGCCGCAUCCACUGCCAAAAUUCUGCGCUACUUAGCCCUAAAAGAGCCUCAUUGCCAGGAAGAAGUGAACGAAGCUUUCAAGUCCACCUCUCAGGUACUUGUCACACCAACAGCUCAUUCAAGACUUCUAGUCAUCACCGGGAUCCCAUCUUACCUUGACCUUGGUACUGUCAAAAAAUCUAUCUGUAAAGUGUGUAACAGUUAUGGAGGACUGGAUAGAGACGAGAUUUUUGUGCCUACACCUUUAGAUGUGAGUGCUUCUGAGCCAAAGCCAGUGAACCCUGAAGCAAGCAAUCCUGAUGCAGUAGUCUCUGGAGAAGCAGGCCAAGAGGCUAAAUCUGAGUCUUUGGUUUCUCAGUCGAACACACCCACAACCCCCACCCCAGAACCCAGAAAGAAAUCAAAAUUUAUUGAAGGCUACGCUGUGAUUAGCCUGCCAUCACGAACAAAAGUGGAAAUUGUAAAGAAGGCAUUCCUUAAAACCAAAUGGUUGAACUUGGGGCUUGGAGAAGAAGCUGCAGCCACUUUGGAAGCGCCAGAUGAAAAUCUCAACGUCCAGACAGUAUCUCCAGCCUUGCUGACUGAACCAGAGGCCAACCCAGCCUUGGAGAAAUACCUCUUGUAUAAACUCUCUGGCAGAAUAGGUGCUCAGACUUUGGGACCUGCAGCCACGCAGGUGCUGACGGAGAUAUUUUACAGCAGCUUCUUUGUGGAUCAGCACCAGGACACAGGGGAGAUCAGCCUGAACAGAGAGCAGAUCCUGAACACAGCACCAGAGAACCUGCUGGCUCUCUUCUUGAAUGGUGUGAGAGUCAGUAAAAAACCUCUGCCAGAAGCAGUGACAUGCUUGUUAAGACAAUAUGGAAUAGUCAAGUCUCAAGAUAAACAUGUAUCCCCUCAAUGCUUAGAGAAAGGCAGUAAAGGAAAGACAACCAAGAAACCAGUUUCCAAAUCUCAGAAAGAGAAGCAAGCUCUUGGUCUAUUGGAGAAAAGUCAGGAAGAAAAAUCACAAUCAGCAGACAAAGAAAAACUUCAUGUAUCUGGCAAUGAGGACAGCGAGAAGUCGGAGAAGUCACCGAAAGAAAAGGAGGGGGCCACAGCAGACAUUUUGUCGAAGGAAUCGAAGAGUUUAACCAAAUGUGAAGGGAGGUUACUCACACUGAGCAGUUUCCUUCAGUUCUGCGAGGACCAGAUCAAACUGGAUCUGAGAGCUAUUUGGAAAGGACUUUUUGCUUGUGGUUAUGACCUGCAUUUGGAAAGAUGUGCCUGCCCAGACGUGACUGCAGCCUACCACCUGAUGAGUGAGUGGACUAUUGAAAAAGAUGCUGCUCUGGUCAUGUACACCAAUGAGCUCAGCGCUCAGUUGUCCAUUUCUCCAGCCCGUCUGCAUCCUCAUGAGAUCAGAAUCUCAGAAGCUCACCUGACUAAUGAGAAAUACUCCUGUUUACAAGGUUUGCCAGUAGAAAGUAUUCGCUUGAGAUUUGCUUUUCUGCAAGAUUUGAACAAUUCCUUGGAGACAUCUUUCCUUCCGCUAAUUGACCUGAGACCAGCCAAUGUCUACAGUCGCAGCACAGCUUUUGUCUUGUCUCAGCUGAGGUCUCUUGUGUUCUAUAAUACCAAGGUCAACUUUAUAAACAGAAUACUGAAUGCCUCCGCUAAGCGGAAACCUGACCAGGCAGCACCAGAAAUCACUCUGAAUCCACUUGAGUCCAUCGGCACAGGUGAGAAAACUGCCCAGGCCAGCAUCUUGUGUCAGUCUUACUGUCAGUUAAGCACCAUCAGUUCUAAGAAGUUGUGUGUCCGGCUGGCCAGUGGAGGUGACCCCACGUACUCUUUCAAUGUUAGGAUGCUUGGAGAAGAAGUCCACGGCACAAGUGGAUCGUUCCGGCACUACCUGUGGCAAGUGGCCAGAGAACUGACCUCACCUUCACUCUCUCUACUUCUGCCAUGUCCUAGUUCAUCUGCUGGAAUCAACAAGGGCAGGCUACUCCUGAAGCCUGGCAAGAUGACCUACUCUGAAGAAAAUUUGCUGCUUUUCAUUGGACAGCUCCUUGGUAUCACUAUGAGAGCUGACAUUCCACUUGGUCUUGACCUGCUCUCCACUGUAUGGAAGCUUCUGGUUGGACUUAACCUUGACCCUUCCACUGAUCUUCAGCAGGCAGAUGCACUGACCUAUAAAUAUAUAAAGAAAAUUGAAAUGGCUGAAACUGAGGCUGAGCUGGAGAGUGUAUGCGGUGAUGGAGAGCCCAGGUUUGUGUACACCUCUUUGACAGGUCUGGACACAGAGCUUAUCCCUGGAGGAAGGUCUAUCUAUGUCAAUUGGAACAACAGACAGGCUUACAUCGACGCUAUCAAAACACUGCGCAUGAGAGAGCUGACCAGCAGUCUGAGGAUAGCAGCCAUUGUGACUGGACUGUCCAGUCUACUGCCGUACCAGGUGCUGACCCUCAUGUCACCACUUGAUUUGGAGAUCAGGACCAGUGGACGGCCGCACAUAAGUUUGGAUUUCCUUAAGUCCCAUACAAUGUAUCAAGUUGGUCUGGUGGAAUCAGACUCUCACAUUGAGUUCUUCUGGUCAGCCUUGGAGUCAUUCAGCCAAGAGGAAAUUACCAGGUUCAUCAAGUUUGCCUGCAAUCAAGAAAGAGUCCCCCACACCUGCCCAUGCCAGGAGGGAGGCUCUGAUUCUGCCCAUGUGCCACCUUUCCCCAUGAAGAUUGCUCCACCUGACGGCACAGGUCCUCCAGAUUCAAGAUACAUUCGGGUAGAAACUUGUAUGUUCAUGGUCAAACUCCCACAGUACAGCAGCCAGGAAGUCAUGACCCACAGGCUGCGCUAUGCAAUCAACUGCAGAGAAGACCCUCUGAGUGGGUGAAAGUAAUUCCCUCAAGUUAAACACCCUCAGCUAAACCCCCUUCCUUCUCUUUAGUUGCCCCUAUCCCCACAGUGAGCUGAGGACUCUCCCCCCCCCCUUUCCAAGCCUGUGUUUGUAAUGAAUCAGUCCAUUCAACUUUUGAGAAGGAAGAUGUUCAUCCAAUGAAAACAUUUUGUUAAUUUCAAUGUUCAUUCAUGCUGGAUGGCUCUCCCAUUUGUUGGAUAUGUAUCUUAUGAAAUGAUCACUGCCAAAGUCUGUACAGGGUCUUAAGACCAUUAACCCAUGAUCCCCCUGUUGUUUUACUAUAAUCUCUAAAUGAAUCAAUGUAUGUAUUUGAAAGUCUGUGCUGGAAGACGAGGAGACCAGCUGUGAAUCCUGCAUUGUUAGCUCAAUGUGUUUUUGUGUGAUACUUCACUCCUUGUCAUUUGAUGGCACGAACCAGUGUCAUCCCAUCAGCAUUAGCUCUCCCCGACAUUGCCCUGUUGUCAUGUGUGAUUGUCAUUUAAGGGGGGAGGAGGUGGCUCCUACUGUACAUGCCAUAACUGCCUUGAUUGCUUUCAGCUCUUUAAUUUAUAAGUAUGUGAACCCCAUGUUCCUGUGUUCCAUACAGCAGAUACAUAUCAGUCUCACAGUUUGGUUCCACUGUAUAGUUCUUUCUAUACAGCAACUGUUGUUUUUUUUUUUUAUUUUGUUUACCAGUGUCAUAUUAUUAAAAAAAAAUAUUUAUACAGGCAUGUGUAGAGGUAAUCUUGUAUGUAUAGUAUUUAUAAACCUUGGAUUUCAAUUUCUUCAUCCUGUUCUUUUUGACAACAAAUAUAUUCAUAGACAUGUCCACCAGUUCAAAUAUGUACAUAUAACUUGUGUGUUUACACUAGAGCCUCAUUUAACUGUGUUGGCAUCUGUACAUGCUAUAUAAUAUAUAAUUAUAUAUUUGAAAUCCCGUCCCCCUCUCCUUUUUAAAAACCCUGAAUUUGUGAAAGUUUAGUGGUACCACAAGAGAUGAGUAGUCUAGCACAGUGUAUUCAUUGAAUGGAAAUCUAGUUCAAUCCGUUGUUUUUCUUUGUUCAUCAUCAUGGCGCCAAUUCGUCCCAAUCGUUGUUUUAAUUCUAUUUAUCUUUAUCUGUGGUUGAGUGCUAGUAAAGGAAAUGGUCUGUCGAUUAUAUUGUUUUGAAUUCAAAUCCAAUUUUUUAAUCUAUUGUGUCUUGAGUACCCGUGUCUUGAGUACCGCUGCUGGUGUUUCCAUAAUGCUUAAUGCAUGAACCCAGUGUGAGUCCAGGAGCUAUAGGAGAGAGAAGAGCCAUUGCUUGCUGGUCCUCAUGUUAUAAGAAAACCUGUCGGUUUAUUUAUAGCGAGUUUGUUGAUCCAUUUUAGUGAUUGUCAUGAUCUCUCACUCAUCAUUUGCUCAUGAGGAUUGUGUUAACAAGGUUUGACCUUUUUGUUUUUUUUUAUUGAUGCCCCUCACAGGUGCUAUAUGGUAGUACAGGGCUUUACAGUCGAUACUUAGUUUGAGGUAAAUGGAAUGUUUUUUAGUUUAUUUGAAAGAAUUGUUUCAAUUAAUGUUCCUUUUUUGAUAUUUGUUCAAACUAGACCAUUAAGAAAUAUGUUUAAGUUUAUUGAAGUGAGUGGUCAUGUGAACACCAAGUCCUCUUUGGCUGAAAUAACAAGACGUCAUUCCUAGGAAGCUCGUAGCCUUCAGAAGAAACAUUUUUUUUUUUUGCAUUUAGCCCGCCCCCUUUCCCACCCCCC